Messenger RNA from Ornithodoros turicata, 4435 nucleotides. RefSeq names its product aldehyde dehydrogenase, mitochondrial-like. The transcript has 11 exons. NCBI's taxonomy places the organism in Eukaryota, Metazoa, Arthropoda, Arachnida, Ixodida, Argasidae. Gene Ontology annotation, molecular function: aldehyde dehydrogenase (NAD+) activity. The record is from RefSeq and is a predicted model, not a curated record. The coding region runs from base 231 to 1823 and encodes 530 amino acids.
UGGAAAACGGCGCUUCGCCUUCGCGCUGCGCUUCCUCGCCUGCGUCCUGCAUUGCACGGUUGCGUUGGUCGUGUUGUUGCGUGCUGCGUGAUCUGCACGGAACGUAAAGCCAGUCACCCUGUGCAUGUCACGCCUCUUUUUUACUCGUGCUCUGCAUUUCAAGCGAGUCGUGCAAACCGGCAAAGCAUAUUCAAGGGACACUCAAAGUCAAAACCAGCCGUGAUUUGGAAAUGCUGCGUUACGCCAGAAGGAAAUUUUAUGUUAACGUCUUCCGAGCGUCUUCCCGUUUCCAGUCGUCGGCAGCUGCGGCAGCGAAGCCCGUCUCUUCUCCUGACAUCAAGUACACUCAGAUUUUGAUUAACAACGAGUGGCACAACUCUGUAUCUGGCAAGACUUUCCCUACAGUUAACCCUACGACAGGAGAUGUCAUAGUCAAUGUCCAGGAGGCGGACGAAGCAGACGUAGAGAAAGCAGUGAAAGCGGCUCAAGAUGCUUUCAGGCUGGGAUCGCCAUGGCGAUCCAUGGAUGCAUCAGACAGAGGAGUGCUGCUCAACAGGCUGGCCGAUCUCACCGAGAGAGACAAAGCGUACAUCGCUAGCCUGGAAACACUGGACAAUGGCAAGCCAUUCUUAGAUGCUUAUAAUGUUGACCUGAAUUUCGUAAUCAAAUGUUUCAGAUACUAUGCUGGGUUCGCCGACAAGAAUCACGGAAAGACCAUUCCGAUUGACGGAAACUUUUUUGCUUUCACGCGCCAUGAGCCAGUCGGAGUCUGUGGACAAAUUAUUCCCUGGAACUUCCCAGCCAUGAUGCAAGCAUUUAAAUUGGCACCAGCAUUAGCCAUGGGAAACACGGUAGUCAUGAAGCCCGCAGAACAGACUCCACUGACUGCACUCUACAUCGGACAACUAUGCAUAGAGGCCGGCUUCCCUCCGGGUGUGGUGAAUUUGGUUCCCGGACAUGGACCCACUGCUGGCCAGGCCAUAGCUAAUCACAUGGCUGUUGACAAGCUGGCUUUCACAGGCUCCACAGAGGUUGGGAAACUGGUGAUGGCAGCGGCAGCUCGAAGCAAUCUCAAGAAGGUGACACUGGAGCUUGGAGGGAAAAGCCCCAACAUCAUCUUUAAAGAUGCUGAUUUGGAUGAUGCGAUUGAGGCUGCACACUCUGGCAUCUUCUUCAACCAGGGCCAGUGUUGCUGUUCUGGGUCUCGCAUCUUCGUCGAAGCAUCCAUCUACGAUCGCUUUGUAGAACGCAGCGUGCAACUCGCCAAGGCUCGAGUCUUGGGUGACCCCUUUGAGCCAACAACCACCCAGGGACCACAGGUCGAUCAAGACCAACUCAACAAGAUCACGCAGCUCAUUGAAUCCGGAAAGACAGAGGGGGCCAAGCUACUGUGUGGAGGGAAGCGACACGGCUCGCGUGGCUACUUUGUUGAGCCCACUGUCUUUGCUGAAGUGAAGGACGGUAUGCGUAUCGCCAGGGAAGAGAUAUUUGGCCCAGUGAUGCAGAUUCUGAAGUUUGACAAUGUCGACGAACUUAUUGAGCGUGCCAACAGCACAGAGUAUGGCUUGGCAGCCGGCGUGUUCACCAGGGAUGUGGAGAAGGCGCUAUAUUUUGCCAGUAGCCUUAAAGCGGGAACUGUUUGGGUCAACUGCUACUAUGUGUUUGGGUCCCAAAUUCCCUUUGGGGGUUACAAGAUGUCAGGCAUCGGUCGAGAGCUCGGUGAAUACGGACUGGAAGCGUAUACGGAAGUCAAAGCAAUAAAGCCUCUGUUGGAAACGAAAAGAAGAACGAAGAGAAGAAGUGACGGAAGACUUGACACGUGAAACAGCGGUAAAGCUACGCCAUCUCUUAUGCGAGAGAAGAGGAUUGGAAAGUGCCUGCCCUCCGCGUCCUCCUAUUGGCCCGCAUCAAGGAGGCGGAGCCUCCCUCGCUGUUGGUCAGCAAACGCAAUGAUAGUCCUGCAGUCUGAUAUGAAUGUGCGUCAUGCAGCAAGAAGCAACACUUUAGCUGGAUCAGCAUCUGUGACACACCGAACAAAAGUAAGACUGCCAAAACUAGAGCUGGUGAAGUUUAACGGACAGAGAAGCACUUUGCAGCAAUAUUGGGAGCAGUUCAAGGUGAUGGUGCACAAAAAUGAGAACCUAACGGAUGUAGACAAUUAAUGACAAUGUAGACAAUUAUCUGAAAAGAUGUGUAACGGAUGACACUGCGGCAGCGAUACAGGGUUUGCCUUUUACGUCAAGGUGUUAUAAUGACAACAUCAACCCCCUGAAACGGAGUUUCAAAGAUUAGGAAUUGAUCGUCCAGUCACACAUGAGGCACCUCAUCGACUUGCAUCCUGUUCGCCGUUCUGAUGAUGUCAAGGGUCUUCGACGCCUCUACGAUGAUGUGAUGGCGCACGUCAGAGGACUUGAAACUCUGGGAAGGAAGCUGGAAACCUUCAGUAGCAUGUUAUUUCCUGUGGCACAGCGGGCGUUGCCAAGAGAUCUUCUAUUGGACUUCAACAAGUGGAUCGUGGAAGAGCCUCUAGGCGUCCCAGCAGAGUCAAGGAAGAACAAUCCACAAGCAGAUGACCGUCCACUUCCACCUCCAGCUCCACUACCUUUGUUCACAAAGCUGCUAGACUUCUUAAGGACUGAAGUUCACAGCCGUGAACACUUGGAGGCCAUGCAGUCAUGCACUAGCGGAAAGACUACGGUGUCGGAUAAUCGAGACGUGACUAAUUCAAUGUUAAUUUGAAAUGGACACAGCUGUCUAAAAUCUGUGGAGGAGCAGGUCCCCAUCGGCAGUGUGCAUGAUGGAACCAUACCAGUACGGUCUCCAGGGGAAGGCCGCCACCUGUCAGGAGAGGUAAUCGUCGAAUACUCGGCAGCUUCUGCUAGCGAGCAGCAGGCGCGGCCUCCACUCAGGGAGGGUAUGGGUAUAAUGUUCGUGAGGAACUAAUUUCUCUUUUUCUGGCGCUCUUUUCUUCGCGAAUUUAAAGUUCUAAUGGCAGAAGAAUACGAGAACAAAAUACAUAAGAAAUAAGGCCCAGGACAUAAAGACAACUUAUUUACGCGGCUUAUUGCUUAUUACACUGCAUUGCCUCAUAAGUAGGGCCUGGAAUUUUAAGCAUUUGCCUAAAAAUGCCUAUAAACACCUAAAUGCAACAUUUUCAGGGUUGCUUGCGUUUUUAUCGAGUCUAUUGAAUUGUAGCCGUUUUGAACAUUUUUAGAUGCGAUAACGACCUUUUUUUUAGAGGUGCAAGGGCGAGUGCGCCUUUCAAGCUCAUGCUGAGUGCAGCAUUUUGCUUUUCGUUUCUGCGUGUUUGCACCUUUUUUCGUUUGGUUUCCUUCAGUAUUUUGGUUUGCUAGAAGGGGUUCAUGUAUAUUUGAUCAAAAUAUUUGGCCUUUCGAGAGCUUUGAGGGCGGAAAACGAAAAGUAGUACUCAGUAUCACAUGGUUCUAGGCCGCCUCAGCAUUUGUAUGCCAAGUAGUCAAAGCAUGUGUGGUGCCGUAGCCUUUUUUACCUGGGUGGAGCAUUCUGAAGCACCAACAAAGUCAAAGACAUGCACAGAAGCAUCAACCUAUCUUCAUAGUCUGGGAGCUUAUCGUACUUCAUUGCGUAGCAUUCAUAACGUUUGUGGUGUGGUACACUACUUUAUUUAAAGUUUUUUUGUCUCCGGUAAUACUCCAACUGUACAUUGCCAAAGAUUGACAGUUAUUGCCUAUUCUGCUGUUUUGUGAGGGCCUAAUCGCCUGCCUAUUCCCAUCGUUUUUAGUGCCUAAAUUUCCGGGCCCUACUCAUAAGACGUUCAGUUCUAAUCCAUUGCAGGUGGAGAUAGUAGUCCAGACUUCGUGAAUACUGCACGGAUGUCUGUGUCCCAUGAUCCCAGUUCCUUGUAGGCCUGGAUCAUCUAGCCAGCGUGUAUGGCUUUAAGCAGAUUGGGCCUUCGUAAAAGUUACCGAAUCACUAUGAAGUGCCAAUCGUACCUGCUCUGCGUACAAGAUACAGCCGAGUAAGGACCCCGUAAUAGCGUCCCUCUGAGUCGGAAGGGCUCAGAAGGAAGCUAAAGGGAAUGGGUUACUGCCCAGUUGUGAUACCUUUUGUUAACUUCCUCCCCUAAGGAGGGCCCCUAAGACACCUGGCGCAGAGUCGAUGCACCACGCUACUGCGGAUGUAAGGUCCCGGUAAUUAUUGCCUGAUCCUGGCUCCUCACAGAUUCACGAAUUAUUUAACCAAUUAUAUACAGUAGUUCCCUCGUGCACGACACUGCCGACAGGGACUGUUCUGCCAUGUGCUGGAGAUUUUAGACAGCAGUGUCCAAAAACAGUACUUCAAGUUAACGAGGUUUCACUGUGCAUACAGAAUGUUUCGAUGGUAACCAGAAUACAGGCUGUUUUACGAAAAAUGAGCCAAAUUUUUAGAAACUGGUUUACCGCACACCAAAAAGAGA